Macaca mulatta (Rhesus monkey) is the source of this 5471-nucleotide messenger RNA. The record is from RefSeq and is a predicted model, not a curated record. Lineage: Eukaryota; Metazoa; Chordata; Mammalia; Primates; Cercopithecidae.
CUGGGAUUACAGGCUUGAGCCACCGCGCCUGGCCUACCUAUGUAUUCUUAAACACAUGUAUAGAACAUGUACUAUGUGCCAAGCUCCUUUCUAGACCAUAAGAUACCUCAGUGAACAAGCCAAGAAAGUUCCAUUGUAGUGGGAGAACAGAAAUAUACAUACAAACACAUAAAUAAUAUCACGUGAAGAAAUUAUGAUGAAAAUGGGGAUGUAAUGAAAAUCAGAUGAGGCAGGCAAUGUUAGAUGUGAGGUCAGGGGAGGCCUCUGUUGGGAGAUCUUUGAGCUAAGCUCAGGAGGAUUUGGAGAUACGUGAAGAUUGGAGGAAGGGCAAAGGCCCUGAGAUGAGGAUGAGGGUAAUAUAUUUGUGGGAAAGAGAGCCAGUGUGGCUGGAAUAUAGUAGUUGGGGUGGAGCUGAUGGGCAGGGGCCAGAUCAUGCAGGGCCUUGAAGACCAUGAUAAAGCACCUGGAUUUCACCUUAAGUGUGAUGUUGGGCCAUGGAAGGGUUUUAAGCAAGGGAAUGACCCAUGAGUCAUGUUUUUAAAUGAUGGCUGCUAUGGAGAAUAGGCUGGUGGGAAGUUGAUGGUAGGGUUGGGCGUGGAGGGUUGGCAAGAGAGGUCGCAAAUGUCCAGGUGGGAGGCUGUUUCAGUAAUAGGGUAGUAAACCUGGUGGUGUGAAUUAAAAUGCUUAUGGUGGAGAAAGGGAGUAGAUUUAAAAUGGUAGUGGUAGGUCUGACAGGAUUUGCUGAUGGAUUGAAUGGGGGGGGGUAAGGCAAAGAAAGAGAACUCCAGGAUGAUUCCCAGGUAUGUGGCUAAGCAACUGGGUGGUGUGACUGUUUACGGAGGUGGGGAAGAUGGAGGAAGCUGUGGAAGUGACUGCCUGGACCAGGCAGGGGCUGCUGCUGAGAGGUCAGAGGCAGGACUGCAAAGAGUCUAGAUCAGGAUGUGCUGCCCUGCUCAAGCCCUGCCCCUACUCCCUGGAUCAUAGUAGAUGUUACUGGUCAAUUUUGGCACUCUUUAUCAAUGAGCCCAGAGUCGGCCUCAGAAUCUUUCUCAGGACCAUCUUGGCAUAAACUGUGCAGGUUGUGUCUGUCCUUCACACAGGUGCCAGCCAGAGGUGAGAGUCCUGGUCUGGUUUCAACUGCAUCAGGAGGGAGCACCUUUAUCUAUUUUUUUUUUGCCUGGAGAGGGUCAACUUUUCCUAAUUUGUAGAAAGGUGUCCAGUGAACUCGUUGGGACUCUACCUAAUUAUCCUCCAUCAGUGCAUGAGAUAAAACCUAUUUGCCAUUCAUAGUCCUCUGCAGUGUCCAUGUCAGUUACAGUUGCUGUAGCCAUAUUUCAAGUGCUAGAUGGCUACUGAACAUUUCCAUCACCGCAGAAGGUUUUAUUGGACAGAGCUGGUCUAGGUAUGUAAAUGUUUAAAUUCUGCAUCCUGCCCUCCUCCAAAAAAUGUAAUUUUUCUCUGUGGGAGGCCCGUUCAAGUUCUGGGGCAGAGGAGAGGCUUAGUUUCACUUUGGUCACUCUCCUUUAGGAGAGUGGCUGAGGGUGCUGUGUUCUUUCUCAACCAAGUUCAGCAGGUCCUCAAAAGAGAGACCCAUUGAUGUUUCAGGGAAUGUUAAGAGAGAGAGUCAUGGAAGAGUAAAUCCCAGAAGACUUUCUGGAGGAAGUGACUCAAGCUGCAAGUAAAGGGAGCUUGUUUUAAAACAUGUGCUAGGCCUGGGUAGAGAUGAGACUUUCCCAUAUAAUUCUCAAACAGUGCUACGAAGGAGGUGGAAUACUCCCCAUUUUACAAAUCAGGCUCCAGGGGUCAAAUUCUCUGGGCUUGUCAAGUCCCUAAGCCAGGAUUUGUACUUAGCCCUGGUGGAAAUUCUGAAGGAAACAGAGGGUGGUGAGAAGCAGAGCAGGAAGUCAGAGACAGAAGAGAGUGGGAGGGGUGGAAGGGAUAUCAACAGGGGGCCUAAUGUGUGGGGGGCACAUGACUCAUUCUCUAGCCCCUUGGGAUCUGACCCAGGUCCAGCUGACACCCAGCUCUGGGCUCUUUCCCAGGGGAGCCUGGGGGAAAUGAUGCCCACUUGGGGAGAGGGUGCGUUUGGGUGGGGAGGGGGCAACAAAGAACUAUCCCUGGGGUGGGGAAACGCUAGAAGCACAAGGGUCCAGAUCCUGAGCCAGGAUUCCCAGUUCCUCUGCGUGAAAAGGUGGGAGCCAGUUUCCUAGGGCGCUCCCGGCCUUGGGCCUUGGGAGAGUGGAUUUGGGGCUGGAGAGCAGUAAGGAAAUAGAGGAGGUGUCUGGGCUUGUGGUCCCGCUCAUCCAUGCUAGGCCCAGCGACCUCCCUAGGGCCCCAGCUCUCCUAAUGUAUACACUAUCCGCCCUCCAUACUCUCAGGCAAGGGGUCAACUUGGAGGGCAAACGCUACGCGGGAGGGGCCUCCCGGAGCUGGAGCACGUCGUGAAGGCCAGGAGCUUUUCCAGGGCGGUGGGGCCCACUCCCGGAGGUCCCUUCCUGCCGCGACGGAGUCUCGGUGGAAGCACCGCCUUGAGCCAAGCCCAACCAGGUGCCCGGAGGGACCUCCAACGCCCUGGUACCCUUCAGUUGCUCUCGCGGCAAUUGGGAGCUGAUGUCACCGGCGCCCUGAUCGCUGUGGCUGGAGGCGGUGCAGCUACGCCGGCGCCCUGGCUCCUCCGAUUUCCCGCGGCCCUCGGGCCCCGCCGGCUCCCCAGGCCAGUGCAGCUCUCUGGACUUCGCGCGCCUGUGCGCGCCUCUCGCAAUGGACAGGGCUGGGGAAGGAUCCGUGAGUGCUGGGACUGGGAUGAGACUAGCCAAGAUGGGGGUUGAGGACACCUCUGUGUCCCCUUCCUGCCGGGCUCACCCAUUUGGGAUGUUUGUGGCUGAAGCUGGGUGCAGACUAGGGUGGGGGUUGGCAGGCAGUGUAGAACCCUGGUGCAGACAAAACUAGACUGGGAGGACCUAUGUAGUCUGAAAGGGCUUCUUGGUGGAGGGACUUUGGGAAAGGGUUGGCUUAUUACAGAAGGAAAACAGGUGGAUGGUGAUGGGGGAAGGUGAUAAAAGUCCGGCCUAGCACGGUGGCCCAGAAAAUAGCCAAGGAAGCAUCUGUAGGCAGGCAGGACAGGGGUUUUAGAAGAGGGAAAUUAGGGUGUUCAGGUCUGAGAGACUUGAAGGCUGGAGCCACUAGGGACAGAUACAAGGGCACAGGGUAUGGAGGAGAGCUGGUAUGAGGAAAAAGACAGGUUUGGGGUGGUCACAUUAGUUCCCCUGUUUCAAAUGGGUGGCUCGACUUGUCUCCUGAACCAAUCUGUACACUGUGAUGGAGUUAGUCUUCCAACUCCUCUCUGAAGCUUUCCUUGAUCACCUCAGCCAGAAGCAAACAGAGUCUGUUUCUUCUGAGCAUGAUUGUGCCAUGACAUGGCACUUAUGGAGCAGCCAUUAAAGUUGUCAUCUCUCAUCUCCCAGCUGGAUUUUAAAUGUACAGCCUUGCAGAGCACAGGAAUGCUCCAGACACGGAGUUGCAGAGGAAGCUAGACCAUGAGAUCCGGAUGAGGGAAGGGGCCUGUAAGCUGCUGGCAGCCUGCUCCCAGCGAGAGCAGGCUCUGGAGGCCACCAAGAGCCUGCUAGUGUGCAACAGCCGCAUCCUCAGCUACAUGGGCGAGCUGCAGCGGCGCAAGGAGGCGCAGGUGCUGGGGAAGACAGGCCGGCGGCCUUCUGACAGUGGCCCGCCCGCUGAGCGCUCCCCCUGCCGCGGCCGGGUCUGCAUCUCCGACCUCCGGAUUCCACUCAUGUGGAAGGACACAGAAUAUUUCAAGAACAAAGGUGACUUGCACCGCUGGGCUGUGUUCCUGCUACUGCAGCUGGGGGAACACAUCCAGGACACAGAGAUGAUCCUGGUGGACAGGACCCUUACAGACAUCUCCUUUCAGAGCAAUGUGCUCUUCGCUGAGGCGGGGCCAGACUUUGAACUUCGGUUAGAGCUGUAUGGGGCCUGUGUGGAAGAAGAGGGGGCCCUGACUGGUGCCCCCAAGAGGCUUGCCACCAAACUCAGCAGCUCCCUGGGCCGCUCCUCAGGGAGGCGUGUCCGGGCAUCGCUGGACAGUGCUGGGGGUUCAGGGAGCAGUCCCAUCUUGCUUCCCACCCCAGCUGUUGGUGGUCCUCGAUACCACCUCUUGGCUCACACCACACUCACCCUGGCAGCAGUGCAAGAUGGAUUCCGCACACAUGACCUCACCCUUGCCAGUCAUGAGGAGAACCCUGCCUGGCUACCCCUUUAUGGUAGUGUGUGUUGCCGUCUGGCAGCUCAGCCUCUCUGCAUGACUCAGCCUACUGCAAGUGGUACCCUCAGGGUGCAGCCAGCUGGGGAGAUGCAGAACUGGGCACAAGUGCAUGGAGUUCUAAAAGGCACAAACCUCUUCUGUUACCGGCGACCUGAGGAUGCAGACACUGGGGAAGAGCCGCUGCUUACUAUUGCCAUCAACAAGGAGACUCGAGUCCGGGCAGGGGAGCUGGACCAGGCUCUAGGACGGCCCUUCACGCUAAGCAUCAGUAACCAGUAUGGGGAUGAUGAGGUGACACACACCCUUCAGACAGAAAGUCGGGAAGCCCUGCAGAGCUGGAUGGAGGCUCUGUGGCAGCUUUUCUUUGACAUGAGCCAGUGGAAGCAGUGUUGUGAUGAAAUCAUGAAAAUUGAAACUCCUGCUUCCCGGAAACCACCCCAAGCACUGGCAAAGCAGGGGUCCUUGUACCAUGAGAUGGCUAUUGAGCCGCUGGAUGACAUCGCAGCGGUGACAGACAUCCUGACCCAGCGGGAGGGCGCAAGGCUGGAAACACCCCCACCCUGGCUGGCAAUGUUUACAGACCAGCCUGCCCUGCCUAACCCCUGCUCGCCUGCCUCAGUGGCCCCAGCCCCAGCCUGGACCCACCCCCUGCCCUGGGGGAGACCCCGAACCUUUUCCCUGGAUGCUGUACCCCCAGACCACUUCCCGAGGGCUCGCUCGGUUGCCCCCCUCCCACCUCAGCGAUCCCCACGGACCAGAGGCCUCUGCAGUAAAGGCCAACCUCGCACUUGGCUCCAGUCACCAGUGUGAGAGAGAAAGGUGCUGGCAUAGGAUCUGCCCAGAAGAGAAAAUGACCCAUGCACAGUCGGGCUCUGGAUACGGCGCUGUCUAUAGCAAGCUGGCCAGUCUGGCCUCCUGUUCCUCUGCUGGACCUGGGGUAGGCUGCAGGGGUGGGCAGGAGCCCCUCUUAAAUUGUGGUUGCCAUGGUACUGAGGGACUCAUUCCUGGGGCUGGCUGGGACCUCCCUAAACCCUUCCUGGAAGAAAACUGGAACCAACUCUGCCCUACCUCCCUGCACUAACCAGCUUUGAGGAUGGCACUGAAGAACCCUUGGAGGAAACAUACCUCCCUUGUGACUCCCACAUCAACCAUUAAAGCUAUUUAACAGCAGCCUUCACCUGGCUCCUGAGGA